This is a messenger RNA of Cebus imitator (Panamanian white-faced capuchin), 2643 nucleotides long. RefSeq names its product activating transcription factor 1 (gene ATF1). The coding region runs from base 293 to 1105 and encodes 270 amino acids. Gene Ontology annotation, cellular component: nucleus; ATF4-CREB1 transcription factor complex. The record is from RefSeq and is a predicted model, not a curated record. Gene Ontology annotation, biological process: regulation of transcription by RNA polymerase II. Gene Ontology annotation, molecular function: protein binding; RNA polymerase II cis-regulatory region sequence-specific DNA binding; DNA-binding transcription factor activity, RNA polymerase II-specific. The transcript is spliced from 7 exons. NCBI's taxonomy places the organism in Eukaryota, Metazoa, Chordata, Mammalia, Primates, Cebidae.
CCACAACGCACACUCGCACUCACUUUUACCCCCCCUCCCCCCCCGGCCCCGCCCCCUGCCUGGUGUAGAUCAUGCCGCCAGUGGCGGCCCUGACUGCCGAGGAAACGGUAGCUUAGGGCAGUUGGCUGUUAAGUGACACUGAUUCUUCCCGCCCCGCCUGACUCCCGAGAAGGAGGCUAGCCCCCCGCUGCGUGAGGGGGUGGGGAAGUGGGUAGUGAAUUCGGAUCUACCUGGGAGGGGGGAGUGGAAGUUCCCGCCCCGGACAGCGGCGAGGCGGCAGCCACAGUUGAUUAUGGCAGAUUCCCACAAGAGUACCACGUCAGAGACAGCGCCUCAACCUGGUUCCACAGUUCAGGGAGCUCACGUUUCUCAUAUUGCUCAACAGGUAUCAUCUUUAUCAGAAAGUGAAGAGUCCCAGGACUCAUCUGACAGCAUAGGCUCCUCACAGAAAGCCCACGGGAUCUUAGCACGGCGCCCUUCUUACAGAAAAAUUUUGAAAGACUUAUCUUCUGAAGAUACACGGGGCAGAAAAGGAGACGGAGAAAAUCCUGGAGUUUCUGCUGUCACUUCUAUGUCUGUUCCAGCUCCCAUCUAUCAGACUAGCAGCGGACAGUACAUUGCCAUUGCUCCAAAUGGAGCCUUACAGUUGGCGAGUCCAGGCACAGAUGGAGUACAGGGACUUCAGACAUUAACCAUGACAAAUUCAGGCAGUACUCAGCAAGGUACAGCUAUUCUUCAGUAUGCACAGACCUCUGAUGGACAGCAGAUACUUGUUCCCAGCAAUCAGGUUGUUGUACAGACUGCAUCAGGAGAUAUGCAGACAUACCAGAUCCGAACUACACCUUCAGCUACUUCUCUGCCACAAACUGUGGUGAUGACAUCUCCUGUGUCUCUUACCUCUCAGACAACUAAGACAGAUGACCCCCAAUUGAAAAGAGAAAUAAGGUUAAUGAAAAACAGAGAAGCUGCUCGAGAAUGUCGCAGAAAGAAGAAAGAAUAUGUGAAAUGCCUGGAAAACCGAGUUGCAGUCCUGGAAAAUCAAAAUAAAACUCUAAUAGAAGAGUUAAAAACUUUGAAGGAUCUUUAUUCCAAUAAAAGUGUUUGAUUCUUAAGAAAGAAAAUAUUUUUGUGGACUUCCAUAAAAAUUAAAUGGAUUUCUUAGUGGAGUUUUAUAAAUUAAAGGUCAAAAGUGAAGUUUUUUAUUUAGGCUUUUCCAACUCAAGGAUAACUAUCUUAUGCACGAUAUCUAGUAGCAGAGGAGAAAGUGGAAAAUGACUUCAAGGAAGCUAUGGGCACAACUGGAAGCUUUGUAGAAAUUAAACAUAUUCAAGAAGCAAGAAAUGAACUUUCAGCAGUCUAAAUUUUCUAAAUAACCAAUAGUUGCCAAUCCAAAAUGGCAGAGAAGAUGAAAUUUGAUAAACUAAAUUUUUAAAAAUAAAUUAAUUUACCCUACGGGUUUGCAUUUCUGUUUGCUGAAAUUUACCUUUUUUAGUUAUAUAUGUGUGUGUGUGGGUGCACACGCGUGCGUGCAUGCAUGUGUAUUUUAUUUCUGCCAAUACUAAUUUACAAAAGUAAGAGAAAACAUAGUACAUUACUAAAUAUAUAAAUUAUGUGUUCUGAUUAUGUAUACUUGUUCUCAUGUCAAGUCUUUUAAGUGGGUUUUUUGAAGACUGUUUAUUGGACUUGAAUGGAUUUUUGAGACUGGGUUAAUUAUUUUUGAGGUUUUAUCCUAAAAGGCAUCUAAGGUACAUGAAUGGAGUGUGGUAAUUUUAUAACAUUUUUUAUCAGAAUGGAAAGAGAACUGUUUAAAAGUUUGAUACUUUUAAAUAAUUGGUAUUUUUGCUCACUCUGGUAAUGGUGAUUUUCUACAAAUAUAUAAUAAAUUGUUUUUUUUUGAUUCUAUAUUCUGUAUGCAGUUGAAUAGCCAUUACUUAUUCUGCUGUGCUUUAAUAGAAUGGAAUGUUUACAGGCCCUUAAAAUAUUAUUUUUUAAAAACCUUCUGAAGAUGCAUACCAAAGUUUUUCCAAGACAAUUUUAUAAUCAAUUUAAUGUAGGGUUUAUCAGAUUCUAUAAUAAUAUGGUUAUUAGGGCAGUUUUAUGUUAAAGACUACUUUGUAAUGUAGUGAAUGGUACCUUUAUAAGAAAAGUGACUGCCAAUAUAUUUUUAUAGCUAAUCUUUAUAAAUUCUAAUGUUGAGUUUUUAAUGAUUAUUUUAAAUGUUUAUAUAGUUUAGUAAAAUUUGCACCUCAAAAGUAUCAUUUUUAUAUUAUGGGAAGUAAAGUUUUCAGAUUAGCUAAUAUUUGCAUUGUAAAUUUUGUAUGCAUUUUAUCUAAAAUUCAAAAAUACUGUUGGUACACUAGUGUUUAACAUCUGUAUUCCAAUUUGUAUACAGUUUGAAGUUGUACUGCAAAACUAUUGUGUGCUUCUUACACAGUAUGUAUCAUAUUGUCAUCUGUGAAAUUAAAGGACAUUUGAUAGUCUGCUGAAUGUAAAAUAUAAUGCUUGGUAUAUGAAUGAUAAUCUUGUGCUGGUGGCCAUGCUGUUAAUUAUCCUAAUGCUAUGUAGAAAUCUUCACUUAACUGAUAAAUUUGUGUUUGCCCCUCCUGAUGAAAUUUCUCAUUAAAGGGGUCUUUUAAAAUGGGA